AUGUCGAAGGCACAUCCACCAGAGCUAAAAAAGUUCAUGGACAAAAAGUUGUCAAUUAAGUUGAACGCCGGGCGAGCUGUUAUUGGCGUCCUUCGGGGAUUCGAUCCAUUCAUGAAUCUUGUGCUUGAUGAGUCAGUAGAAGAAUCCAAGGAUGGCCAACGUAACAAUAUUGGCAUGGUGGUAAUCCGAGGGAAUAGUAUUGUCAUGUUGGAGUCACUAGAUAGAAUAUAG
Messenger RNA from Leptosia nina, 231 nucleotides. Lineage: Eukaryota; Metazoa; Arthropoda; Insecta; Lepidoptera; Pieridae. The record is from the annotation of a GenBank genome assembly.